AAGAGGGUUUGUUACUGAACAAGAAGGCAGAAGACAACACAAGCAUGAGGAAGUCAAUGUAAUUGGAGGUCCUAACCUGUCCCACAAUGCAUUGUCCCAGGGAGCCAUGUUGUCUGGGUCUCCAGUGACCUGGUCACCUCGCCCUCCGUUGGUCUCUAACGUGGGCACCACUCAGAUACCACAACCUGACCACACUAGUGUACGGCCACCAAGGUCCACCACUGGGUCACCACAGCCCAAAGGACCAAAGACCCCUGGGUCAUCAACCAAGACACCAGCCAGGUCAACACGAACUGACCGCUCUUUCAACCUCCAUCAGGCAACCCUAGACCCGUCAUCCCCCAGCCCUUCUCCCUCCACGCCCAACCCAGACCUCUUAUCCUCUCUGUCUCCCUCUCCACCCUCUCUCCAUUCCCUCAGGUCCACAUUCACUCUCUCACCUUCGAGCCUCACAGAGCCAGAGUCACCUCCGUUACCUCCCCGGGCCUCCAGAUUUAUUUACCCCCCUUCACCUCCCAAACACCUGCCUGACAGGUUGUCAUCUCCAAAACCUCUCUCCCUGAAGUCUCGGUCAUCGGCGUCACCAUCAGAACCCUUAUCGUCCACCUUGCCAUACUCUCAGUCACCUAGGAAACAAUUAUCCAGCAGGUCACAAAAUACCAAGUCACCCAGGAACCCUCUCUCUACCGUGUCACCAGGAAGCCCUGUGUCCUACCGGUCACCUCCAAAACCGUUAUCCACCAUGUGGCCAUCAACACCAUCACCGCCAGAUGCUCUGUCCUCGAGGAACGUGUCGAUUCCAUCACAAGAGGAACCCCAGUCAGCCAUGUCAUCCCACCCCUCUCCUUCUCUUUGCCUGAUGAGUGAUCCACCACCACACUCCUCUGACACACUGACAAACUACAGCUCCCAGCAGACACCACGGGUGCUCUCAGGGUCAGGGAUCAGAAAGUCACACAGUCCGGCCCUCUUUCCCAGGAUGCCUGCAACAGAGACAAUUUAG
Molecule: messenger RNA, 1003 nt
Organism: Salvelinus sp. IW2-2015
Lineage: Eukaryota; Metazoa; Chordata; Actinopteri; Salmoniformes; Salmonidae
Source: RefSeq, a predicted model, not a curated record